This is a messenger RNA of Ceratotherium simum simum (southern white rhinoceros), 1822 nucleotides long. The record is from RefSeq and is a predicted model, not a curated record. Lineage: Eukaryota; Metazoa; Chordata; Mammalia; Perissodactyla; Rhinocerotidae.
UCUUCAGCGCUUUUCCGGGCGCCGGCCGUGGCCGCAGCGGUCCUAAUUGUGGCCACCAGAGCCCGAGCUAUGCGAGCCGCGGGCCCGGGCGCGCGCCCCGCGCGGCGGCUGCUGCUGCUGCUGCUGGCUGGGGCCGGGGUGUCUGCCGCCGCCUCGCCCCCAGCCCCGCCGCUCUUCAACGUGAGCCUGGACGCGGCCCCCGAGCAGCGCUGGCAGCCGGUACUGCGGCACUUCGACCCGGACUUCUUGCGCGCCGCGAUGGCGCACAUCCUCGGGCAUAGGAUCCCCAAGUGGGUCCACGCGGUGAUCCAAAAGGCGGUCGAGGAGCUGGAGGGCUUCCUGCCGCAGCCCUUCACUGGUGAGAUCCGUGGCUUGUGCGACGUCCUGAACCUCAGCCUGGCCGACGGCCUCCUCAUCAACCUGGCCUACGAGUCCACCGCAUUCUGCACCAGUAUUGUGGCUCAAGACUCCAAAGGCCACAUUUACCAUGGCCGGAAUCUGGAUUAUGCUUUUGGAACUUUCUUACGCAAUUUGACCGUGGAUGUGCAGUUCUUAAAGAAUGGGCAGAUUGCAUUUACAGGAACCACUUUUAUUGGCUAUGUGGGAUUAUGGACUGGUCAGAGUCCACACAAGUUUACAGUUUCUGGCGAUGAACGAGAUAAAGGCUGGUGGUGGGAGAAUGUGAUUGCUGCCCUUUUUCAGAGACACUCCCCAAUCAGCUGGCUCAUCCGCUCUACCCUGAGUGAAUCGGAAAACUUUGAAGCAGCUGUUUACAAAUUGGCCAAGACUCCCCUUAUUGCUGAUGUUUAUUACAUUGUUGGUGGCACGUCCCCCCAGGAAGGAGUGGUCAUCACAAGGAACAGAGGUGGCCCAGUGGACAUUUGGCCUCUAGAUCCUUUAAAUGGAGCGUGGUUCCGUGUUGAGACAAAUUAUGACCACUGGAAACCAGCGCCUGAGGGCGAUGACCGAAGAACACCUGCCAUCAAAGCCCUUAAUGCCACGGGCCAGGCAAACCUCAGUCUGGAGACACUCUUCCAGGUUUUGUCAGUGUUUCCGGUUUAUAACAACUACACAAUUUAUACUACGGUAAUGAGUGCUGCCAACCCAGACAAGUACAUGACUAGGAUCCGAAACCUGGGUUAAAAAUGAUUUUUUAAAAAUGAAAUUCUUGAAGAGCUGCACUUUAAAAAAUAAAGUAAAAUUAUUUUGUGAACGAUAUAGACUCCUUCCUCAUGAAACUCGUCAGCCUUGUGGAGUGGGGGCCAGAGGAUCACUUGGGAGCUUGUUUGGGUAACGUGGGUAGUAGGCGUCUUGCAUUUGCUUCGCUUCAAGGUUUGCCUUGACCUUCUCUAAGCUUCGUCUAUCCCGGCAUGAACAACUGGAAGAUAAUUGGUCUCGGAGGUCGGGCCAUAUCCUCAGGCUUUCUCAGCUUCUCACCAUCACAUAUAGCUCUGUUGUCUACCUCAGCUUAUGAAGAAGUGAGCUGGCCAGACCUUGUGGUUCAUCAUUGAAGUGCUUCUGGAAGAGUCUGAGAAAAAAGUCUUCUAAAAGAAGUGGAGAAACCUAGUUCAAAUAGAACCUGUUUGAAUGUUUGUUAGUCUGACCUUUGAUCGUCUAUUUCCAUGUGAUGAGAUUCUCAUUUUUCAUAAUGUUUCUAAUGUUUUUUUAAAAAAAUCGAUGAGCCCUCCUUUUUCUAAAUAGCUACUUUCUUACCACUUUUUGAAAGCAAUAUGGAACCAAGUUAUUUCUGAUUGUCACUUAUCAUUACUUAGUAAAAUGUUUAAAGAGAUGUUGGCAAGGAGAAUAAAAAAUUUUUCCAAGA